Messenger RNA from Ilex paraguariensis (yerba mate), 1149 nucleotides. The record is from the annotation of a GenBank genome assembly. NCBI's taxonomy places the organism in Eukaryota, Viridiplantae, Streptophyta, Magnoliopsida, Aquifoliales, Aquifoliaceae.
CUGAAUUGGAGCCAGAGAUUUCGAGUCAUCAAAGGUGUAGCAUCUGGACUGUUGUAUCUACAUGAAGGGUGGGAACAAGUGGUGGUUCACAGAGAUGUCAAGGCUAGUAAUGUCUUGUUAGAUGCUGAAUUGAAUGGAAGAUUAGGUGAUUUUGGUCUUGCAAGAUUGUAUGAUCAUGGAACUGACCCUCAAACUACCCACGUGGUAGGAACUCUGGGGUACGUAGCCCCUGAACAUACCAGAACCGGCAAAGCCACCACAAGCACCGAUGUAUAUGCUUUCGGGGCCUUUUUGUUAGAGGUUGCUUGUGGAAGACGACCAAUAGAGCCACGAGCAUCAAGUGAACACGAACUCAUUUUGGUUGAUUUGGUGUUUUCGUGCUGGAGCAAAGGUGAGAUUCUUCAGGCAGUUGAUCCAAAUUUGGGCACCAAUUACGUAGCACAGGAGGUGGAGUUGGUAUUGAAGCUUGGGUUGUUGUGCUCACACUCAGAACCUGUUGCUCGGCCGACUAUGAGGCAAGUUGAACAGUUUUUGGAGGGCGCCAUCUUUCUACCGGAGUUAUCGUCACUUGGAAUUUCUGCCAGCGGCCUAACGUUUGCACAUCGUGACGGGUUUGAUGAUUUUGCCAUGUCGUAUUCAUCUUCCAUGGAUAAGGCCUUCUCUUACACCCCCUCGGUUGCAGAAACCGGCAAAGCCACCACAAGCACCGAUGUAUAUGCUUUCGGGGCCUUUUUGUUAGAGGUUGCUUGUGGAAGACGACCAAUAGAGCCACGAGCAUCAAGUGAACACGAACUCAUUUUGGUUGAUUUGGUGUUUUCGUGCUGGAGCAAAGGUGAGAUUCUUCAGGCAGUUGAUCCAAAUUUGGGCACCAAUUACGUAGCACAGGAGGUGGAGUUGGUAUUGAAGCUUGGGUUGUUGUGCUCACACUCAGAACCUGUUGCUCGGCCGACUAUGAGGCAAGUUGAACAGUUUUUGGAGGGCGCCAUCUUUCUACCGGAGUUAUCGUCACUUGGAAUUUCUGCCAGCGGCCUAACGUUUGCACAUCGUGACGGGUUUGAUGAUUUUGCCAUGUCGUAUUCAUCUUCCAUGGAUAAGGCCUUCUCUUACACCCCCUCGGUUGCAGAGUCCCUUAUCUCUGGAGGCCGAUGA